GGGAGUGGGGGAGGGGAGCGGCACCGCCAUGAACAGUGUGGGCAACGAGUGCCUGGAGCUGAAGCGCGGUUACGACCUCUGCUUCAACCGCUGGUUCGCAGAGAAGUUUCUGAAGGGAGAGCGCAGCCCGGAUCCGUGCAGCGAGCUCUUCAAACUGUACCAGGAGUGCGUGAAGAAAGCCAUCAAAGAAAAGGAAAUCCCGAUUGAAGGGCUGGAGUUCAUGGGCCCCAGGAGAGAAAAGCCUCAUGGAAGUGCCGGAUCAUCAUGAUGUGACGAGGACACUGGACUCCCGCCUCCAUUAUUCCUUAUCUGAACUUAAAAAUCCAUUUGUACAGCCUGAUAUCACAGGAGAUGCAGGAGGCAGGAUUUGAUCCAAUAAUUAUUGUUUGAUUAUUAAUUUUCUGGAAUAGCAGUUGCGAAUCACUUACAAAGAGAUCAUGACUUGAAGUUGGUGAAUUUGCAAUCCCCUUGUACAGUUUUUUCUAACAUUGAAGUGAUAUAUAUCUUUGACGGUUCAUGUGAAACUCAGAUGCUGAAAAUAAGAAUCUGCUAUGGUAAUGUGUAGAUUUCUGCAUUGAGCUCCAACUAACUACAUCAUGUAUAAGAGGUUUUUUUUGUAACACAAAGUUUUAAUAUAUUCCCUUAAAUCUUUUUUAGCAGUCUUGCUUCAAUUUUACAGGCUUCACUGCACAAACCGUUGUUGUUAUGUAGCUGGGCUGACCCAUUAUCAUGUCUGAAAUUUCACCUUGCCUUGUACUCCAGAGAUGCCACCUGACCUGCUGAGUUACUUUAGACUUCAGAAAUACAGCGCGGAAACAGGCCCUUCGGCCCAACGAGUCCGCGCCGUGCACCGAUCCCCGCACACUACCACUAUCCUACACACCAGGGACAAUUCACAAUUUUACCAAAACCAAUUAACCUACAAACCUGUAAUCUUUGGAACGUGCGAGGAAACAGGAGAUACCGGAGAAAACCCAUGCAGUCACAUGUGACAAUAAAGAACCAAUAAAGAACAGGCUUACCGGAGCUUGCAACAAAAAUCACACACCCAAAAAGACAUGGAGAUCAAGUAGAUCGUAAAACUACCAGCUCCAAACCUCCCUUCUAGUCGCAUAAAUAAUCCUUCCUCAUAAAUGAAUACAUCGUAGAGUUCCCUACCUGACAGCACUGGGACUAUUUUCACCAGAAGGACUGCAGCUGUUUCUCAAAAUGGCCACUGUGACUUUCUCAACUGCAAUUAGGAUUGGGGGGG
This is a messenger RNA of Amblyraja radiata (thorny skate), 1252 nucleotides long. It is a transcript of the gene triap1, whose product is annotated as TP53 regulated inhibitor of apoptosis 1. Gene Ontology annotation, biological process: phospholipid translocation. Gene Ontology annotation, cellular component: cytosol; mitochondrial intermembrane space; nucleus. NCBI's taxonomy places the organism in Eukaryota, Metazoa, Chordata, Chondrichthyes, Rajiformes, Rajidae. The transcript is spliced from 2 exons. The record is from RefSeq and is a predicted model, not a curated record. Bases 29 to 268 code for a protein of 79 amino acids. Gene Ontology annotation, molecular function: phosphatidic acid transfer activity.